Molecule: messenger RNA, 1647 nt
Organism: Prorocentrum cordatum
Lineage: Eukaryota; Dinophyceae; Prorocentrales; Prorocentraceae
Source: the annotation of a GenBank genome assembly
AUGACCAAGCCCGUCGCUGGGAAGGGCUUCACGUACACCAUGCUGAGUGCCAGCGUCGCCACCGCCCUCCGGGACCCCGCCCUGCGGCAGCUGUGCAGGGCGAAGGUCCUGUGCAAGACCCUCGGGGGGCUCAGGUGCGACCUGCUGGAGAUCUCGAACUGGUCCGUCUCGCGGAGGGAGAAGAGGACGGUCGUCAUCAGCUCCCGCGUGCACCCGGGCGAGACGAACGCCAGCUGGAUGGCCCACGGCCUGAUAGGCUUCCUGCUGUCCCCGACCGCGGAGGCGGAGGUCUUGCGCGACAACUUCGUCUUCCAGAUCGUCCCUAUGCUCAACCCGGACGGCGUCAUAUGCGGCAAUUACCGAUGUGGCCUCUGCGGCGUGGACCUCAACAGGCAGUGGCAGCACCCGAGCAAGGCGCUGCAUGGGACCGUGUACGCGAUGAAGAAGAUGAUCCGAAAGGCGAAGAAGAGCGGCCGUCUGUGUUUGUACGUCGACCUCCACGGGCAUUCGCGGAAGCAGGGCAUAUUCUCCUACGCCUGCGGCAGCUUCCCCCCAGACGACUUCCGGCGCUUCACGGUCCGCAUGUAUCCGAAGCUCCUCGGCAUGCUGAUCCCAGAGUUUGCGGCGUCCAGCUGCCGGUGGAGCACCGGCAAGGGCAAGCGGGGCACAGGGCGCGUCGUCGUGGCCAAGGGCGGCGCGGCGCAUGCCGCGGCCGCUUUGCCUGGGUCGUGGCAGUACCGCGAGCGCGCCGCGAGGCCUGCCCUGCGACUCGCAGCGGCAGGCGCCCGCGUGCCAGGCAGCGCCAGGCGCCGCACGAAUGCGGCCUGGCACGCUGCUGUGGCGCCGGCGGCGGGCUUCGCGCGGGUCUGCGACGCCGCCAUCUCGGUGGCGGCGAGCGGUACCCCGACCCCAUCCACCCCUCCAGCAUUGCCGCGGCAGGUGGAGGCGACCACGCCUACCAAGUUGCGGAAGGUGGCGCCGCUUUGGCCCGAGGGCUGGCUGGCGCGGGAAGUCGAGGGGAAGGGGCAGGGCGACGACGACGACGACGACGGGAGCGAGGCCUUCGCGCAGCCGGCGGUGGAGCCGCUCAUGGGCGCCUUCCUGGGCCACGGGCCCGUGCAGGAGGCGACGGAGGAGUCGCUCGCCACUGACAUGGCCAUAGACGACGAGCACGGGAUGCCCAUCGAGGAGGGCUUCGAGGACCAGGCCCCCGAUGACGAGGAGGAGAAGACGGAUGGCGAGGCUUCGGUGACGGGCGUUCUCAGGGCGCCAUCGGAGGUGCAGAUGGUGGACUUUCUGUCGGAGGGCAUGCAGCCCCUCGACGCGGAGGCCCGCGAGAGCCAGGGUUCGGACGUCCAGGCCGUCGCGGGCACGCUGGCCACGGGGAAUGGCUCCAAGCAGGUUCAGGCGGAGAUCACUUUCGAGGUCGACUUCAGCGGCUGCUUGGUCAUCGGAGCGCAGGUGUCGGCGGAGGUCCCCUGCGAGCACGUCUUCGACUUGCUGGAGGGCGGCUGCGUCGUGGUCCCCAGCAGGCGCCUGCGGGACAGGGCGCUGCCCGCUGCCUGGAUCACCGCUGCCGCCGCAAAGGAGCUGAGGCCGCCGCGGUACAGCCAGCCCUUCGCGAGGCGCCUGGCUCGGCUGGCCUGA